AUGUCAGACGUCGAGGAUUUCGAUAUUGCCAACUCACUUGCUGUAAGGUCUGAUGAUGAAUUCAGUGAGUCUAGCUAUAGCGACAGCGGCGAGGAGGAGCUUUUAGAUGAAAUAGUUUCUCUGGAUGAUGAAGAUGAAGCACCAAAUUCAAAGAAAAGAACGAAAACAAACAAUAAAGAAGCAUUCCCCAAAUUAGAGAUAUCAGAUGACGAAAAUGGUAGUAAUGAUGAAGACGAUAAUGAUGAAACAUUGAGUACAUACUUUGUCAAAAACAACCCCACGGCAAAAAAGGCCAAAGCAGGUUCAUUUGCCUCGUUUGGUUUAUCUAAAUUCUUACUUGGUAAUAUUGCCAAAAAGGGGUAUAAGCAGCCGACACCUGUGCAAAGAAAAUCGAUUCCUUUGGUUAUGGAUAAUAGAGAUGUUGUUGGAAUGGCAAGAACGGGGUCGGGUAAGACUGCAGCCUUUGUGUUGCCUUUGAUUGAGAAAUUAAAACUGCGAAGUCCAGGUGGUGUGAGAGCUGUUAUAUUAUCACCAUCAAGAGAACUUGCGUUGCAGACAUAUAAGCAAGUGAAGGAAUUUAGUCGUGGUACGAAUUUGCAGUCUAUAGUGAUAAUUGGUGGUGACUCGUUGGAAGAGGAUUUUGGCAAAAUGAUGACAAAACCAGAUAUCAUAGUGUGCACGCCUGGUAGGUUUUUGCAUUUGCAAGUGGAAAUGCUGUACGAUUUAACCACUGUGAAAUAUAUAGUGUUUGACGAAGCAGAUAGACUUUUCGAGAUGGGGUUUGCUGAGCAGUUGAAUGAACUAUUACUUGCCUUGCCCCCAAAUAGACAGUCUUUGUUGUUUUCAGCAACAUUACCAAGAUCCUUAGUUGAUUUUGCAAAAGCAGGAUUGAGCAAUCCCGUGUUGGUUAGACUCGAUGCUGAUUCUAAGAUUUCAGAGAAUUUACAAAUGGCCUUUUUCACAACCAAGAAAAACGAAAGGGAAGCAAAUCUUUUUUACAUAUUGCAAGAGAUUAUAAAAAUGCCCUUGGGCACUCCAGAGGAAGUGAACAGAUUGAUUGCUAUGGAUAAACGAGCGGUCGAGGAAGAUGACGACGAAAACGAAAAGGAGAAGGAGAAGGAGAAUGAUCACAAGGGAAAGAAGAGGAAAUACAAGUUCACAAAAGAGCGAAUGCCUUCAGCAAGCCAAUUACCAUCGGAAAAAUCAACUAUUAUUUUUGUUCCAACCAAGCAUCAUGUGGAGUAUGUGACUAAGCUCUUGCGAGCGGCUGGAUAUUUAGUCUCGUACAUUUAUGGUACCUUAGACCAACAUGCAAGGAAAAACCAACUUUACCAAUUCAAAACUGGUCUCACAAAAAUUCUUGUUGUUACUGAUGUUGCAGCAAGAGGUAUUGAUAUACCGGUAUUGGCAAAUGUUAUCAACUUUACAUUACCUGGUUCGUCCAAGAUUUUCAUACACAGAGUUGGUCGUACAGCAAGAGCAGGUAAUAAAGGUUGGGCUUAUUCAAUAGUCAAUGAAAAGGAGUUACCGUAUCUUUUGGACUUGGAACUCUUUUUGGGUAAAAAGUUGCUAUUGACAAAAAUGCACGAAGCGAAAUGCGAGAUGUUAAAGAAGAAGCAAGGUAGUUCAUACAUUGCACCACGCGUCAACUAUACCGAAAGGCUUGUGGUUGGUGCAAUACCAAGAAUGAACAUUGAAAUUUUUCAAGAACUUUAUGAGAAUUUGCUUAGAAAUGAUUACGAGAUCAAAGUGUUGAAAGAUGUGGCAGCCAAGGGUGAGAAAUUGUAUUACAGAACACGACAACCUGCAUCUCGAGAAUCAUUGAAAAGGAGCAAGGAGAUAAUGGAUACAACCUCAUGGGACGAACAGCAUUUGUUGUUUGGAGAAGAGAAUGCGGAAAAGCUAAAGGAUGAGUUUUUGGCCAAGUUGCAGAAUAGAAAUGUCAAAGAAACUGUAUUUGAAAUCAAAAAGAAGGGAGCUAACGAGAACAGUAGCCUUGCUGAGUUCAUGCACAAGCGAAGACGUCAACUCGAAUUGAUUCAACGUAAAGCUCAAGAGCGAAGGGACUUGCUACAAAAGGAAAAAUUAGCUACAAUCUCUCACAGUAUAGAAGAAGAAGAGGAGAUGUUGAACACCAAGGACAAAAACAGAACUGUCGAUGAGAAUGAACUAAAAGAAACUUUCCAGGAUAGUGAAGAAUUGGUUAAACCAAAGAAAAGCUACCGUGAUCCUCAAUUUUUUAUGAGCCAUUAUGCGCCAGCAUCAGUAAUCCAGGAUCAACAAUUAUCAAUUGCUUCAUCUUUUGCAAACGACGCUCAAGCAGCAGCAUUUGACUUGGAAAAUGAUGACAAGUUGCGUAACAAUAAGCAAGUAAUGAAAUGGGAUAAAAAGAAGGGCAAGUAUGUCAAUUCAUAUUCCACUGAUAAGAAAUAUAUAAUCAGUGAGAGUGGUACGAGAAUACCUGCUUCAUUCAGAUCAGGCAAAUUCGAUGAAUGGAAGAAACAAAGAAAUCUAAAGACAACAACAGCAUCAACAAGCACCAUUAAUGAUACCAAUUACGGUGACAAACGGUUUAAACAUAAUAAAAAACAAACUCCCAAACUACCAGAUAAGUACAGAGACGAUUUCCAUAAACAGAAAAAGAAGGUUGAAAAAGCUCUUGAUUCAGGUAUGAGAGUUAAAGGUUACAACAAACCAGGACAACAACAAGAGUUGAAGUCCACGGAGCAAAUAAGAAAAGCAAGAGCUGUAAAAGAGCAAAGAAGAGCCAAAAAUGCUCGCCCUAGUAAAAAAAGAUAA
Molecule: messenger RNA, 2799 nt
Organism: Lodderomyces oxycetoniae
Lineage: Eukaryota; Fungi; Ascomycota; Pichiomycetes; Serinales; Debaryomycetaceae
Product: putative ATP-dependent RNA helicase
Exons: 1
Coding region: 1-2799 (932 amino acids)
Cellular component (GO): nucleus
Molecular function (GO): RNA helicase activity; ATP binding; RNA binding
Source: RefSeq, a predicted model, not a curated record